CAUAACAACAGUUCCAACAACAACCACAGCAACUCCUACAACAACAACAACAACAACCACAGCAGCUCCAACAACAACAACCACAGCUGUUCCAACAACAACCACAGCUACUCCAACAAUGACUGCAGCUCCAACAACAACAACCACAGCAGCUCAUACAACAACAGCAGCUCCAACAACGACGACAGCAGCUCCAACAACAACCACAGCAGCUCCAACAACAACCACAGCAGCUCCUACAACAACAGCAGCUCCAACAACGACGACAGCAGCUCCAACAACAACCCACAGCAGCUCCAACAACAACCACAGCAGCUCAUACAACAACAGCAGCUCCAACAACGACGACAGCAGCUCCAACAACAACCACAGCAGCUCCAACAACAACCACAGCAGCUCCUACAACAACAGCAGCUCCAACAACAACAGCUCCAACAACAAUCACAGCAG
Messenger RNA from Labrus mixtus (cuckoo wrasse), 450 nucleotides. Its product is annotated as protein kinase 4-like. The annotation marks the transcript as partial. NCBI's taxonomy places the organism in Eukaryota, Metazoa, Chordata, Actinopteri, Labriformes, Labridae. The record is from RefSeq and is a predicted model, not a curated record. The transcript has 4 exons.